Molecule: messenger RNA, 858 nt
Organism: Lutzomyia longipalpis
Lineage: Eukaryota; Metazoa; Arthropoda; Insecta; Diptera; Psychodidae
Product: sterol O-acyltransferase 1-like
Exons: 4
Coding region: 1-858 (285 amino acids)
Biological process (GO): cholesterol metabolic process
Cellular component (GO): endoplasmic reticulum membrane
Source: RefSeq, a predicted model, not a curated record
AUGGCUAGAAAUUCCCUUCUCACAGACUUGAUGAAGGUGAAUCACAUUAAGAUGAUCUACAAUCUCUUCGUAGUUAUGAUGAUUAUCACGUUCUUGAACACCGUUGUUGGUGAUUUAGUUACUGAAGGCAGGGCUGUGCUCUACUUUGAUUUGCCUCAGGCAUCAUCAUUCGCUAUUCUAAUGGAAAUGUGUCGCUUUGUUAUGAAAGCUCAUGCUUUUGUACGAUCAAAUGCACCGAAAGUUUUCACUGGAAAGGUCAAGAGUGACGAUGACCAUAGGACAGCAGCUCCAGUGCUUCCGUCUUUCAAAACGUUCCAGUACUUUUUGUUCUGUCCUACCCUCGUCUAUCGAGACUCUUAUCCGAGAACAAAGCAAAUUCGUUGGAAGGUUGCAUUCUUCCACUUCUUGGACGUCUUCGGAAUCAUCCUCUACCUCAGCUUCAUCUUUGAACGCUUCUUUCUGCCGAAUUUCAAAAAGUUUGGUGAAUCUGAAGUCGAAUUGAGCACUUUGGUGCUUCCAAUCUUUUGCACAAUAUUACCCAGUACGGUUAUCUUUAUCCUCUGCUUCUACUGUGUCCUCCAUGCUUGGCUCAAUGGCAUCGCUGAACUUCUACGUUUUGCCGACCGUAUGUUCUAUCAAGACUGGUGGAAUUCAACCUCCUACUCCAUGUACUACCGCAAAUGGAAUGUCGUAGUUCAUGACUGGCUAUACACCUACAUCUACAAGGAAAUUCACGAUAAUAUUUUCAUAGGGAAUAGGCGCAUUGCCACUGACAUUGUUUUUGCCACAUCUGCGAUCUUCCAUGAGAUUGUGAUAACUCGUACGUACUGGAUUAAUCGAUUGCUGAUUGAAUUGUGA